Diatraea saccharalis (sugarcane borer) is the source of this 2399-nucleotide messenger RNA. The record is from the annotation of a GenBank genome assembly. Lineage: Eukaryota; Metazoa; Arthropoda; Insecta; Lepidoptera; Crambidae.
GUAGUUCGGUUUGCGUUACAAGAAGUGAGCGCAUUGUCACAGUGCUCCGCGACUUCCAUAAGUGUGAAUAAUCAUAGACAAACAAAUCAAUAUUCCGCCUUUUUUAUUAAAAAAUACGGUUAUGGUUAACUGUUCUCAACUUUCUUUUCUAAAUUUAAACAGAUUUAUGUAUAAAUAAAAUGCUACGUAAAACAAACCUCUUCCUUUUUAAGCAAAUAUAGUUAAUAUUUAUUAAGUCUCAUAUAAAAAAAAAUAGUGAAAAUGGUGCAGAAGUUACAGUUGGAUCCAGUGACGCCGUCCAAAAGCAGAUUUAAGUCAGUCGUGUCACAACUACUAGCAUGUAUGGCACCAAAUCUUCUUCUGCUCGACCUUGGAAUGGCCAUUAGCUUCGCCACCAUAGCCGUGCCUGACCUUCUCAAUGCGCCAGAAGGUCUAUCUUUAAACGAAUCGCAGGCUUCAUGGUUCGGUAGUAUAUCGUUUCUCACGCAGCCGGUAGGAGCUCUCCUCUCCGGUCCAAUAGUAGAUUACUUUGGUAGAAAGAAGGCAACAUUUAUGGUGAACAUACCCCACUUGGUCGCUUGGAUCACCUUGUAUUUCGCGUGGAACCUGCCGAUGCUGUUCAUCGCCAACGGUCUUAUGGGAAUGGGUACGGGACUUAUGGAGGCGCCGAUCAAUUCUUAUGUUGGAGAGAUUACAGAACCAUCGAUACGCGGAGCGCUGUGCACUGUGACUCAGUUCUUUACCUCAAUAGGUGUAAUGCUAAUGUAUUUCCUCGGCACUAUUGUCAAUUGGAGGAAAGCUGCCCUAGUCAGUAUUGCUGCCCCUGUCGCCUCUAUGCUUUUCAUCCUUCUUGUCCCUGAAACACCAGUGUGGCUGUUAUCUCGAGGUCGUGAAAAGGAUGCCCUAAAGUCUCUCUGCUACCUCAGAGGUUGGACAAAACCAGAAAACGUCCGCGAGGAGUUCGAUCAGCUUACUGUUUACUCUAAGAAACUGCAACGUUGCGUCAUCUGCUGCAAGACUGAGGAAGACGAGACUAAAGACUGCGAACAUUACAAAAUGAAUUGUAUCAGGAGAUUCCUAUUGAAGUUCAGAUACGUGAUGUUAUCUAAGGAGACCUUGAGACCUUUCACACUGGUGAUCUUGUACUUCCUGUUCUCCUCGAUGAGCGGUCUGACACCCAUUCGGCCGAAUAUGGUCAACGUGUGUGGUGCCUUUGGCAUGGCUGACGAUGGGAAACACAUAGUGUUCGUGAUCGGAAUUUUGACGUUCGCCACCAGCGGGUUGACAAUAAUUCUAAUCAAGCUACUCGGUAAACGUAAACUGGCUAUAUCUGCCAUGUUUGGUUCAGCGAUAUUUUGCAUGGCCCUCAGCAUUUACGCCAAGAAAUAUCUCGAGACCUCAGUAUUCUCAUACGACACUAGCACUUUCCCUCAAGAACAGAGCUAUUUGCCACUUGUUUUGUUUUACUUCGUAGGUAUUUUCAAUGGGCUAGGUAUACCAUGGGUGCUGCUCGGAGAAGUCUUUCCAUUCAGGAGUCGUGCUGCAGCACAAGGCUUCGCAGCUGCCGGCAACUACAUCAUCAUGUUCGUCGGCUCCAAAACCUUUCUUAACUUCGAAACACAUUUCGCACUUGCUGGUGCCUUCGGUAUUUAUGCUGCGUUCGCGUACGCCGGCACAAUAUAUCUCUACUUUUUCCUCCCAGAAACAGAAGGCAAGACCUUACAAGAGAUUGAGGGUUACUACAGCGGAAAAUUUAGGCAUUUCGCCGACGAUCCUGUCAUAAAUUUAUUUAAGCGAUUCAAGAAAAAGUAACAGUGCAAUAAUUUUAUAUGUUAUGAAUUAUUUAAUAUUUAGCUUUAAGAACUAAUGUUAUUAUUCUUAUGUUUCUCACCUUUUAUUAACUAGAAGUGAAAAACAUGGAAUGGAUUAACCCAUUGCUUCAGCAAAGACGGUGUUCUCGACAAUUCCAAUUUCUUUGUUUGUUUUUAAUAGAAUCCGACACUAAUGUACCAAAUUCAAAAAUUCUUUCGCUUGUGGGAUGCUAGUAUUUAAAAUUUUCUGUUAUUAUGAAAAAUAUCGAUACAUCAUUUACAUGUGUGAAGUCUUAGCCUAAGCCUGUGAGAUGUGUACAUAUGUGAUAUUGCCAGUUGUUUUGUUAUUUAUCAGAUACUAACUACAUUUAUAAGAAUGCCAUUUGUCACACCUUCUCCACGAAGAAGACUUACUAGGAGUGAUAUUAACAUAGGUUUUCAACAGCGAGCAAAAUUCUAAUUCUGAUUCACUUAUUUUAAUGGUACUGAAGGUUUCAUUUGGUUUAUAUAAAGCUUUUUUUUUCAAUAAAAAAUCUCAUAGUUGUUGUUAGAAUCUUAGUUAUGAUUUAAUAAAAGUAAGUAAAUGAU